AUGUCAAGCGGCGCUAUAGUUCCCCGUGGUCGACGCUCCCAUUCUCCGGGCUCAUCGGGCUCAGAAGAUGAACGCGACCGCAGCCCCCUUGCAAAAGCUCGCCAUGUCCUCAAGGACACCUUCUCCCAAUCCAACUCGGGCUUGGGUGUCGGUGUGCUUGGGGCCAUCGUCGGUGGUAUCGCCGCAAGGGAAGCCAGCGAGGCAACACUCCGUGCUCGAGGCAAAAGCCAUUCCGGUGAACAUGACAAAUCAACGCUGGUGUCUACCAUCAUCGGUGCAGCAGUCGGCGGCCUCGGCGCGAAUGCACUAGAAAAGCGACUUGAAUCAGCCAAGAAGAAGGACGAAGAGAAGCGAGAAGAGGGCGGACGUAGGUCCCAUGGCCCGAUCCGCGGAGCAAACGCAGACUAUUACGAUAAUGACGAUUACGACUAUGUGUAUGACCGCAAGACGAGACACCGAUGA
Messenger RNA from Phaeoacremonium minimum UCRPA7, 462 nucleotides. RefSeq lists its product as hypothetical. The transcript has 2 exons. Bases 1 to 462 code for a protein of 153 amino acids. Lineage: Eukaryota; Fungi; Ascomycota; Sordariomycetes; Togniniales; Togniniaceae. The record is from RefSeq and is a predicted model, not a curated record.